CCUCUUCAAUGUCAGCCUCUCCAAAACAACUUGCAACCCUUCGCGAUCAGCUCAAGGCAGAAAUCGGAUCUCCUUCUACAAACCUGCAAAAAUGCAACCAGCUUUUGGCACAGUCAAAGAUUGUCAUGGCCGAACUCGGCGCCUUUACCCCUACACCUGGAAAGCCCGAUGCUUCUGUUCUGUUGGUAGCACGUGAUAUACUCGAGACAGGUGUCUAUUACAGUGUACGUGUCAAGGAUAUUGCUUCAUUCGAACGUUACAUUGCACAGCUCAACACAUACUAUCACGAUCUUGCGUCCGUUCUUCCUCCUUCUCCUCAAAUGUACCCCUUGAUUGGACUCAACCUUCUUAGACUUCUCUCACAGAACAGAUUGUCUGAAUUCCAUACCUCACUUGAAGCCAUUGAUCCAGAGCAGCUCCAGUCUAGCACUUUCAUUAAACAGGCAGUUGAUUUGGAGCAAUUUUUGAUGGAGGGAAGCUACAACAAGGUGUGGAGCACUCGAAGCACAGUCAAGGGAGAUGAGUUUAUGUUCUUUUAUGACAUUCUCAUUAAUACUAUUCGAAAUGAGAUUGCUGGCUGCAGUGAAAAGGCCUAUGAAUUCCUUCCUCUUCAAGAUGCUGGUACUCUUCUCUUCCUCAAGAAUACCGAAGAAAUAUUGAACUUUGCAAACCAGCGUGGAUGGAAGGUAAACCCUGUAGAACAAAAGAUCUAUUUUGGUACAGAGGACAGUAAUGCAGUAGAGAUCCCUCAGGAACAGAUCAUUACUCAGACAUUAGCCUAUGCUAGAGAAUUGGAGCGUAUUGUGUAAUAAGUCUAUAUCUGUACCCGAUUUUAAAUCAACUAAAUUAAAAACAAAAAAAAACAAAAAACAAAAAGGACAUAUAAUCAAAAGACGCGUAAGCACAAAGAUAGGCUUGGCUUUAACUAUGAAGAAAAUGAAUAAAGAUCGCAAAUAGAGGACAUUCUAUUUAUUGCUU
Molecule: messenger RNA, 978 nt
Organism: Phycomyces blakesleeanus NRRL 1555(-)
Lineage: Eukaryota; Fungi; Mucoromycota; Mucoromycetes; Mucorales; Phycomycetaceae
Exons: 7
Coding region: 9-809 (266 amino acids)
Biological process (GO): proteasome-mediated ubiquitin-dependent protein catabolic process
Cellular component (GO): cytosol; proteasome regulatory particle; proteasome regulatory particle, lid subcomplex
Source: RefSeq, a predicted model, not a curated record